Durusdinium trenchii is the source of this 1767-nucleotide messenger RNA. NCBI's taxonomy places the organism in Eukaryota, Dinophyceae, Suessiales, Symbiodiniaceae. The record is from the annotation of a GenBank genome assembly.
AUGUCAUUCAUUGCAUGCAGAUGGAGACAAGCAGCUGAUUCAUUACAAGCCAAGGACCCAGACAUCAAGUGGCACUGGAGAAAUUUAAAUACACAUGUCAACCUCAGCCCCAACUAUCCAGUAGAAAAUGAUCCGCUGCAAGUGAAGGUGGACGAUGACAUAGGAAUCGUCCCACGUCCAGUUGGCCAUGGAUGGAAUUUAUUUGGUCUCCCUGGAGACAGCUCUCCUCCCAGCCGCUUUAUUAGACUUUUCUAUUUGCGCGGAUAUGCCAUGACAACAAAUCCUCCCAAGAGCUUCGACGACGCUGCUGUUUUGGGAACUGCUCUUCUCAACAAUGUGUUCAUACCGCUUGGUACAGUGGCGGCAGAUCCAAAGAAAAAGAGCGAUGGACCAGAGCUUACAGACUACGCUGUCCUGAAGAGUGCACAGGACCGUGUGAUGCUGAUUCGAGGUUAUAGAAAUUCGCAAUGGCGGAAGAUUGAUCUAAAGCGACUGGACUUCUCACAAGCCCGCACAUGGCCUUUGGAAGAUGGAUCGCUAGGGAUUCAGGACAUUACAGAUGCAGGUGCCAGCUCAGUCCCUGGCAGAGCCUUCUGGCUCUCGGUGGAGAAAAGCGAGGAAGAGUUGCGAGAGAAAAGACGGGAGAUGGGCCCUGCUCCAUUCCUAGCUCUUCGCUAUGAGUACGACAACUCGGCCAAAUGGGAUCCUGAAAACAGGCAGAAGACCAAAAGCCCAGAGGAAGCCGAGCGCAUCCUGAGAAUCACUGGUAGAUUACCACGGCCACUGCGGUUGAGCGAUGUGAAGCUUGGAGCUCCUCCUUUGAGGAAAACGAUUGUGGCCACGGCCAAGGAGAGAAGGGCAGCUGCAGAGAUGGCUGGGAUCUACUCUGUUAGCAGGCUUCAAGCUAGGCUUUUACUUCAUCGAGAGCUCCACCCAGUUUGGGGGCAUGAACGGGUGAUGAUCUAUGGCAGCAUGGUCUCCGAGUAUAUGAUGCCAGACGUUUUCACCAAUGAUCCAAUUGAGGUGUCUGUUCCUCUGAAGUUCAAAGCAGCCUUCAGAGAAGAUGCGGUAGGGACAUCAUGGGCAGCGCCAGUGAACGUAUCCCUGUUUGGGGAAAGCGGCUGCCCAGACACCAUCGGAUUCAUUUUUGGAGCACUGGCAACAGCUGAGCAGGCCAAGGGUGUUGCCGACAUCAUCAGUGUUGACUGGACACCCUUUGGCAAUGCAUACUUCAUCACCAAGGAGUGCGGAGGUGUGCCUGCACCGCCAGGCUGUGGCACAAGCACCUCAUGUCGGUACAGCAGCACCACGAGAAGCUGCUACUUUAAACAUUGUGGCCUUGGAGGGGAUCCUUUUCCUGACUGUUAUGGUCCUGGCCAAUUGCACUGCCAACAUGGGAGCGUCGAAUGCUUUGCGAACCGCAUCGAGGCUUGUGCGAAAGUGCGCGACCCAUCAGGCAAUUGGGAGAUCUCUCGAUGUAUUGAGAAGGCUUUCUACAUGGGAAAGCUGCAGAAUGGCAAAUCCAGCUUUGCGGAUGUUACAGCGGUAGCAGAAAGAUGUGGUGCUUCUUCAAGCCUGCUUAAUUGGUGCACAGAACAUGGCGACGACGCUGUCAUAGCCAUGGCAAAAGCCACACCUCCUCAUCCAGGCGUUCCAUACGUGCUUGUGGAUGGGCGGGUGCUCUCUGAUGAGAACGACUUGCUGAAUGCUGUUUGCCAAGCCUACCAAGGACCAAAGCCAGCUGGCUGCCCCAUGGCCCUCAUUUGA